Molecule: messenger RNA, 5508 nt
Organism: Gymnogyps californianus (California condor)
Lineage: Eukaryota; Metazoa; Chordata; Aves; Accipitriformes; Cathartidae
Gene: AP4E1
Product: adaptor related protein complex 4 subunit epsilon 1
Exons: 21
Coding region: 1-3450 (1149 amino acids)
Biological process (GO): intracellular protein transport; receptor-mediated endocytosis
Cellular component (GO): AP-4 adaptor complex; membrane coat
Molecular function (GO): cargo adaptor activity
Source: RefSeq, a predicted model, not a curated record
AUGAGCGACGUGGUGGAGCGGACGCUGAGCAUGCUGCCCGGGCUGCUGGGGCAGCACGACCCGGGCGCCGGGCCGGGCGGCGCCGGCGGCCUUGGCAGGGUUUCGGCUACCUCGCGGCUCGGGAGCCUCAUCCGGAGCAUCACGGCGCUCACCUCCAAGCAUGAAGAAGAAAAAUUAAUCCAGCAGGAGCUAACCAGUUUGAAAGCAACAGUUUCAGCCCCCACCACAACACUUAGACUGAUGAAAGAAUGUAUGGUGAGACUCAUAUAUUGUGAAAUGCUGGGGUACGAGUCUUCCUUUGGAUAUAUCCAUGCCAUCAAGCUUGCACAGCAAGGAAAUCUUUUGGAGAAAAGAGUCGGUUACUUGGCAGUUUCUUUAUUUCUACAUGAAAAUCAUGAACUGCUACUUCUACUUGUGAACACAGUUGUGAAGGACUUACAGAGCACUAAUCUAGUAGAGGUGUGCAUGGCAUUAACCAUUGUCAGCCAGAUCUUUCCACGGGAAAUGAUUCCAGCUGUUCUUCCCCUAAUAGAAGACAAGCUCCAGCAUUCUAAGGAAAUUAUCCGAAGAAAAGCUGUUCAAGCUUUAUAUAAAUUCUAUCUCAUUGCCCCUAACCAAGUUCAGCAUAUUCAUGAUAAGUUCCGGAAAGCCUUAUGUGACAGGGACGCUGGAGUCAUGGCUGCUUCUUUGCAUAUUUAUCUUCAAAUGAUUAAGGAAAACUCAUCUGGAUACAAGGACUUGACUGGGAGUUUUGUAACCAUCCUAAAGCAGGUAGUGGGAGGAAAGCUCCCUAUUGACUUCAACUAUCACAGCGUGCCAGCACCAUGGUUACAAAUUCAGCUUUUAAGAAUAUUGGGACUGUUAGGAAAAGAUGAUCCAAGGACAAGCGAAUUGAUGUAUGAUGUUCUAGACGAAUCUUUAAGAAGAGCAGAGAUCAAUCAUAAUAUUACAUAUGCCAUCUUGUUUGAAUGUGUCCAAACAAUUUAUACAAUUUAUCCCAAAUCUGAACUACUUGAAAAGGCUGCCAAGUGCAUUGGAAAAUUUGUUUUGUCACCCAAAAUUAAUUUGAAAUACUUAGGUUUAAAGGCUCUGACCUAUGUUAUCCAGCAGGAUCCUAAUCUGGCACUUCAGCACCAGAUGACAAUAAUUGAAUGUCUGGACCAUCCAGAUCCCAUUAUUAAAAGGGAGACUUUAGAGCUUCUCUAUAGAAUUACAAAUGGACAGAAUGUAAUUGUCAUAGUUCAGAAGAUGCUUGACUACUUAAAAGAAAGCAGAGAAGAAUAUGCUAUCAUCAACUUAGUUGGCAAAAUAGCAGAACUAGCUGAGAAAUAUGCCCCUGACAAUGAGUGGUUCAUCCAAACAAUGAAUGCUGUGUUUUCAGUUGGAGGUGACGUUGUGCAUCCUGAUAUCCCAAACAACUUUCUGAGGCUGUUGGCUGAAGGAUUUGAUGAUGGAAAAGAUGAUGAUCAGCUACGGAUGUAUGCAGUACAGUCUUAUUUAGCAUUACUUGAAGAGGAAGGUGCAUUGUAUCCACAGAAAUUCCUUCAAGUUAUGAGUUGGGUGUUGGGGGAAUAUUCCAGCCUUGUUACAGAUGUUGAUCCAGAAGUUAUUUUGACAAAGCUACACAGCCUGCUGAAGAAGACUUUUGUUACUUCUGAAACUAAAGUGUGGAUAAUGGCUGCAGUCACCAAGAUAGCAUCACAUACCUCCUGUUUGAAAACAGUUGACAAACUAAUCCAAGAAUUCAGCAACUCUCUAGAUACCUGCAUGAGACAGUAUGCCUUUGAAUUGAAGCAUCUGUGUGAAGACAAAGCACUGAUGAAAAACUUGCUUCCGUUUGAUGCUAGUUGCGAUGACAUGGUGGUCGAUGCCUCCUUAUCUUUUCUGGAUGGGUUUGUGGCUGAGGGCCUUGGUCGUGGUGCAGCACCGUAUAAGCCUCAUCACCAGAGACAAGAGGAGAAACUUUCUCAGGAAAAAGCUCUGAAUUUUGAACCUUAUGGGCUGUCAUUUGCUUCAAGUGUGUCCUCCUCUGGCGUCACCGGCAGACAGUCCCCCACUGGUUUAUCUUUUGGUUCUGAUACGUCUGGUAAUAGUGCUGAGACAGGGCAUAAAGAGACAAAUACUCUGAAACUUGAGGGAGUACGCAAGCUGUGGGGAAAAGAAGGCUAUCUUCCAAAGAAAGAAAACAAAGUUGGGAAAGAAAAUGAGCCACAAACUGUUUCAUGUGGCAGCAUAAUAGCAGGACAAGUGGGUGAUCCUCCUGCAUUGCAGUCUGAUCAAGUUGCCAUCCUCUCUGAGGAAGACAAAGAGAAGCAGCAGUUAGCGUCAACUUUAUUUAUUGGGCUAGGAUCAGACGCUGGUGUCAGUCUGAUGGGGAAAGCAGACACAGCUACUCAGAAGUUCAAAAGGAAAUCAAAGAUAAAUGAAACUCAGAAUAGUGAGGAGGCAUCAGACUUCCAAAAUAAUGCUGCUUCAGAUUUUGGUCCCUUACUUGAUACAGUACCUAUUAACAUGGAAGACUAUGAGGGAAAUAUACACACAAGGUUAAGGAAAGCCUCCCUGUGUUCUUCAGAUAUUGUAGAAGAUAAUUUAACAUUUGAAACACCUCAGUCCCUAAAAAAAUCUGGGCUGGAUGACAGACUUUCAGAUAGUAGGCUGUCACAGUUGUCUUUGUUUGCUGAUAGUAAUAUUGAAAUUUUUCAGCCUUCUCCAAGUGCUCAAUGUGAAAGUGCCAGUAAAACACUGUUGGUCCCUUCCUUACCGAAAGAGCUAGAAGAGCUUGCUCACUCUGAAGUAGUGGAACUUUGUCAGAGUGAUGCCUUAGCUCUGUAUUUAUGUAAAGUUUGGACAGAUGACUCUCUGUUGCUCACUGUUUUUGUUUCAAAUAAAACCACUUCUGCACUUAGUGCUGUGAACUUAGUGUUUGAAGAAACAGAACAUUUUCAGAUUUUGGAGAGUCCCACCUACCAGUUUCCUGUAAUUGAAGCUCAAAGUGUGGAACAUUGCCAGAAAUUUGUGUGGAUGAACAAAAUCUGUACACAAGGAAUUCUUUCUGGCUCCAUUAAUUACCAGACAGAGAUGGAAACUUGCCUUGACUUUUCAAUAACUUUGUCAUUGUUGGACUUCAUCAGGCCAAUGGAAAUGACUACAGAAGACUUUGGGAAGCUGUGGUUGUCCCUUUCCAAUGAUGUGAAACAGAAUAUAAAAAUGUCAUCUUCUCAAGAUUCCCUUUCAGCAGCUCUGAAUACACUGCAACAGAAGCUGAAACUCCAUGUAGUUGACAUCAUAGGUAAUGAGGGAAUACUGGCAUGCCAGCUACUUCCAUCUGUGCCCUGUCUGCUGCACUGUCGUUCUCACUCAGGGAUGGUGGCUUUGUGGUUCAGAUCACCUUGUUCUGCUCUUCCAGAUGGUUUGCUUUAUCAGUGUCAAAAGGUGAUGGAGGAAUCCUAGUAACAAUAGUGCCUGCCUUAAUCUAUUUGGUGUGUGAAAAGCAAAUCAAAGAUUUAUACAGUUGCACAGAUAAUUACCAAAGCUAAAUUAAGCUUCUCAGAAGUAUUAAAAGUUUUCUUCCAGCUGGCAUAUAUCAUGUGGACUUGUUGGGGAAGAGUGAUGACCUAAAUUAUGCCUGCAAAAACAUGCUCAGGACUGUACAGUGACUAACAAGUAAUCCAUUAAAGUAUUGUUACCUGUUUAAGUGAAAUGUAUAUUUCUUAAUUUUGUUGUAAAUGACUGAAAGUAUUUAUUUUUAUUAAGCAGCUUUUAUAGAUGCCAACAAUUAUUCCUCAUAGCAACUACUUAAAUACGAUUUUAAAGAAAACGUAUCUCCAUUAUGAGGUCAGACUUGAACAGUUAUCAGGAUCAUCUAAUUUUAUUUUGAUAAUUUUUCUAAAGCUGUUUUUAAGCACUGCUGGCAACAAGACCUGUAUUGGUGGUUGUAUAAAGUAACUUAUGUAGCAACAAAUGCAUGUUUUGAAAAUAAUUAAGAUACUAGAGAGCAACACACUUCCUAUGAUCUUUGAUAUUUACUAUUGAAGUGGUAACAUCUAAAUUGGCUUUUGAUAGGAGGCAGGCAUGUGAAAUUGUAUGGAAGCACCUCCUGGGCGAUGAUCUAAGGCCCUUCAGGUUAGUUCCGACUGCAGUUCUUCCUGCCUCAUGUUUCAGUCAUGUUCCCUUUCCUUAGGGGUCUGUGACAGUCACUGAAUAUUUGUGCAUGUCUGAAGAUAAGUUUCAUGUGGAUCAAGUCUGAGAUGACUGAGCUGGGGGUAGUUGGCUGUGGACAUGUUGACUAGUUGGUAGUUGGCUAGUGGACAUGUAAAUUGCUCUCCAGUCAAUCCUAUAAAUUUAAUCUGGCCAAUAUCUCUGGUCAUGAAAAUUCAUAUGGAGGAAAUUUUCAUUUAUUUUUACUUCUAAUUAUUUAUAGCCUCAGUAUGACUCUUCAAACCUUUGACUUGCACAGAUGUGGCUGUGUUGUGUGUGCAUGGCUAGGGACUGCAGUUAGGCAUAAGAGAUCUAAAUCAGAGCAGCAUACAUGAUAAAUGUGUCUGUCUAGAUUGUCUCCUUUUCUUCCUGAAGACCUCAACAGUCUUGAAAAUCCAGCAAUCUUAAUUUAUUUAGAUGCUAUAUGCAAACUUUAAUACUGUUUAAUAUUAUGUAUAACUGGUCGGGUUUUUUUAUUUAAAAACGUCAAAGAUGUACACAUGGUUCAGACAUGGUACCAAAUGGAUUCUACAGUGGAAUUCUCUCCUUUGUGUUUGAUAUUAACAAGGAAGUUCUUUGUUAUAUUUCACUGUUAUUGAUUCUCACCUGAUAAGCACUGGUUGUAAAGGAAAAUAAAGUAUUCAGUUACUUUGCUAAUGUUUUGGUAAAUGUUCAUGAAAUCAUCAUAAGAAUGUUAAUGUGCUGCUAGUUUCUUUUUUAAGUCAAGCCACUUGUGUUAUCACAAGUAUAAUCAUAUAAGCAAAGCUCCUUUUUUAUUGCUGUUUCAGUACCCUCUUACUGAGGAAUUUAAAGUGCACUGAACCUGUAAAUAUACUUGAUGUUCUGCAUACUUUAUGUUUACUUGGCACUUCAAGACAUUUUAUAUAAAUGAAAACUGAUUUAUAGUGGAAUAAUUUCCAGCAAACUAUUUCCCUGCUGGUAAAUCAGACUUGUGUUAUGCAGUUGGACUUUUGUAAUCAUAUGAACUAUAAUAGAAGAAUCUGUUUGUGGCCUAUGCAUUUAAACCAUUUCAGCAAUGAGAUGUUAAAUGUCCUAGUGUUUAAAAAAAAAAAAACAGCAAAAGACAAUAAUGCCUUCUAUUGUUCAUGUAAUGUUCUUUAUAACCUUUUCCACCAUAUGAAUAGUGUACAUUAAGCUGUCAAUAUGCAGAUUUGAAGACCUUUACAGUAACAUCACAUAAAGGAGUUUGCAGGGAAUUGUACCUGUAUCAGUCUUUAUUUUUACAUUGCCCAGCAAAUAUUUUUCUUCAUCUAUCACCAUCUUUGCAUUUCUUGUAGUUUAAUAAAACUC